This is a messenger RNA of Nicotiana tabacum (common tobacco), 1346 nucleotides long. RefSeq lists its product as uncharacterized. The record is from RefSeq and is a predicted model, not a curated record. NCBI's taxonomy places the organism in Eukaryota, Viridiplantae, Streptophyta, Magnoliopsida, Solanales, Solanaceae.
CAUAUAGAUUUCAAUCGUCAAAUUCAAUAACGUAAUGACUUUCGAUGAUUAUUCUUACUUCAUAUUUAUGUAGGUCCUUCUGCCGAAAAAUGAAAAAGAGGAAAAACUCAGAUGCAAAGUGUUCAUGGUAGGAAAGAGCGCAAGAAAAUUGUGCUAAAUGAGAACAAUCAACCCAUAGAUCCUACUGAUGAUGAUGUAAAUGAGUUGGGUAGCUUCCUUGGUACAUUGGCAAGGAAUGCGACCUUUUGUCCUCUUAAUGUAUUUGAUUAGAGGAAACUUGAGACAAAAGAAGAUAUGUUAUGUCAUGGUUUGAAAUUCGCAAUAUUCAAUAGGUGUGUGUGGAUAUUUCAUAUUAUUUACACCAACCUAACUGCUCUAAAUUUGUAGGGAAAAUAUGACAUUCAUGAAGGUGCAAAAAAGUCGGUUUUUUAAUCAAUUUCAAAUGCUUGGAGAAAGUACAAAAAACAGUUAUAUAAAGACCAUUUUGAACACUAUGAGAAUGACGAGCUUCGAAUGGAGAAUAGGCCGAUUGAUGUUCCGGAUUCUCAAUUUAGGGAACUUCUUAGAUAUUGGAACUCUGAUACCUACAAGGAAAAAAAGAAAGAAACUUCUGAAUCUCUAUCAAGUAAGGACAUAUUUGUGGCUACAAGAAAAAGAAAGCCCGAUCAAGUAUACAAGGCCUCAUAUGCGGAUACUCUUAAUAAAAUUGCUGAAAUGGAUAGAAUACAAUCAACACAAGAAACUGAAGAUGACAGUCAAUCAGUUGAUGCGUUUGCGUCCAUCAUGGGACCUGAGCAUCCAGGACGCCUAAUAUUGUACGGACGUGGGGUUACCAAGACUUCCUUAAAAACAAAAGUGGGAGAUAUUGGAACCUCUUUAAGUUCUAUUGAUGAGAUGCUGCAACAAAAAAUGGUGGAAAUGGAAGAAAGGAUGCAACAAAGAAUGUGGGAAAAGUUUAAUGCACAAAAAGAUGCCAUGGAACUACAAGUUGCAGUUAACAUCAUUUCACAACUUAAGCGUCUGAAUCCAGAUUUACAGGUUGAUCCCAACAUACUAGUUUUCAAUGCUCGUUCACCUGGUGAUGUUUUUCCUGCACAAUAAGCUGUUGUGCAACUAAUCAAUUGUCUAUCUACUGGGAGUAAUAAUCGAGGUGGAGCAACUGAAGAAAGGAAAGAUGGAGAAGGUGAGCAACUGAAGAAAGUCAAGAUGGAGAAGGUGAAGAUCUAGACCUUACUUAAGAAGAACUUUGAGUUGUUGUCGAUAUUCUUGGAGUCUUUUGUUAUAACAUUUGAAACUUUAACUUUUGAAGUGUUGAACUGUAAAACUUAUGUAAUUGGGUUAAAACA